UAAAUAAUCACUUCAAAUGAGUAAGAUGGACUUCCAUGCCAAAUUGGCUGGGAACAUAUUCAAGAUUGAUAAUGAUGACACAGAGAAAGCUCCAGCAAUGGAAAGAGGUUUCAACCCUUAUGUGACCAAUGAGGGUACUGUAGCUGCUGUCGCUGGCAAGGACUUCUGCAAGGUUGUAGGAGAUACAAGAUGCUCCUUGGGGUAUACCAUUCUUUCAAGAGAUCUCUCUAAGAUCACUAAAUUGACCGACAAGGUAGUAGUAGCUACUGCUGGAAUGAGAGCUGAUGCAAUUGCUCUUCAUAAAGUUCUUCUUACUAGAAUUAAGACUUAUAAGGCUAAAUUCCAUAAGUACCCAGAUAUUGAUGUGAUAGCAAGGAUGCUUGGCAACACCCUGUAUGGAAGGAGAUUCUUCCCUUACUAUACCUUCAAUCUCCUCUGUGGUAUUAACUCUGAGGGAGAGGGUGCUAUCUACGGGUACGAUGCUGUCGGCUCUUACGAUAGAGUCAACUGUGGAGCUAUGGGUAGCGGAUCAGAGCUCAUCGUUCCUAUUUUGGAUAAUCAGAUUAAGGACCACAAUGUCUUGGAGCCAGAAGCUCCUAGUGACACCGAAAUAGUCGAGAAUGUUCUAAGAGACUCCAUGCAUGCAGCUGCUGAGAGAGAUAUCUACACAGGAGAUGGUCUUGAGAUGUUCACAAUUGACAAAGACGGCAUUAGAUUUGAGAAAGAACCUCUGAGGAGAGAUUAAAUAUUUUUACAGAAAAAUUCAAC
Messenger RNA from Moneuplotes crassus, 768 nucleotides. The record is from the annotation of a GenBank genome assembly. Lineage: Eukaryota; Ciliophora; Spirotrichea; Euplotida; Euplotidae.